This is a messenger RNA of Eufriesea mexicana, 1017 nucleotides long. RefSeq lists its product as uncharacterized. The record is from RefSeq and is a predicted model, not a curated record. The transcript has 5 exons. Bases 1 to 1017 code for a protein of 338 amino acids. Lineage: Eukaryota; Metazoa; Arthropoda; Insecta; Hymenoptera; Apidae.
AUGACGAAAAAUAAUAUGGAAAGUAUACUGCCACACGCUAGUCAUAUAAUUAAUACAAUGUGUACACCUCGAACAAGGACAAGACAACGAUUUAGUUUAGGUACUAGUUCUACUCCUGAUGAAAAUAUCAAAGAUAUUGACACAUUUCAAGAAUUAUUAAAUAAAACUUGGACUAUUUUUGGAGUUUCUAUGUUAUUUAAUUUCCAUCAAGAUGAAAUACAUUUAAAACAAUAUGCAAAACGAUUAAAAGAAGAAGUUACAAGUAAAUUAAGUCAAGAAGCUGUUGUAUAUGAUGUAGAAUUUUGUGUUAUGGAAAAUGUAACACAAAGACCUAGUCCAUUGGAUCCUCCACCAAUAAAGGUUGAAGUUUAUGCUGAAAACAGUAAUAUUCAAGAAAGUUCAAAAAAAUGCAUUUAUAAAGGUAUAUUUUUAUCAUGGAGAACAACUAAAAAUAUAGUAACAAUUUUUAAUUCUGUGACAUUACCUCUUUUGUUAUGUCGUGGCACACGAAGUGCCAUUGGAGUUGUCCAUAACACAUUAAGUCUUCUAUUUGAUUGCAUGAUUAUUUCAUUAUCUGUCCAAGAGGAUGAUUUAAUAUGGCUUGUUGCAAUUGUGAUUACUCCAACAAAUAAAGAGCAAUAUCCAAAGAGUACAGAUGUAAUUUGUAUGGAAUAUAAAAUACCAGAACUACCAGAUUCAGAUACUAUUACAAUUAAGUUUAAAAUUUUGGACUUAAUAAAAAUAUUGACAGUUAUUGUAAAAGAUCAGAGUGAUGAAGCAAGUGUUGAAAUUUCUUUUAAUUUAGAACAUGUAGAAAACUUCCGCGAAUUUUUAUAUAGUCAAAUGUUAAAGACUGCUGGUUUACAAUUGGGAUUGUGUACAUUGUACAAGAUUAAUCUUCCUACAUUUUCAAUAACGGGAAACAGAAUGAAAGUAAUGAAUCCAGAUACCAUGAAUCGUGUUUUAUUAUAUUUAAAUGAAAAAGCUCUUGAUAUAUUACACACAUUAGAGGCUUAA